CCGAUCCCUAUCCUACCACGAUGCCUUCCAAAUCACCAGCACAGUCGCUACUGGAGAAGGCCGACAAGAAGGCCAACUCAACAAGUGGCUGGUUUUCUUCAUCGAACACCAAGUAUGAGGAGGCCGGCGAUCUCUAUCAGCAGGCCGCGAACGCGUUCAAGAUUGACAAGCUCUUCCGCGAGGCGGGUGAUGCGCACGCGAGGGAGGCGGAGUGCAGAGAGAAAUGCUCCGAGAUCAAUGAGGCUGCGAACGCGUGGUGGAAUGCCGCCAAGGCGUAUAAGAGGGGACACCCAGAACUCGCCAUCCAGGCUUUGACGCAAACGAUCACACAUUUAUGCAAGAGUGGUCGCUUCCGUCAGGCGGCAGAUCGAGAGAAGGAGAUAGGUCAGAUAUACCUCACGGAGCUCAACGACCUUCGGAAAGCCUGCGAGAGCUUCGAGCGUGCCGGCGAAUGGUACGCUCAAGAGGAUGCUACUGCGACUUCAAAUGCUUGCUACAAGGAUGCCGCCGAUCUCCACGCCGAACUGGAGAACUACCCACAAGCCAUUGCCCGCUACGAGCAAGUAGCGAAUGGAUCGCUAGGGUCGGCCCUCACGAAGUACAGCGUGAAGGAGUACUGGCUGCGGGCUAGCCUGUGCGCUUUGGCUAUGGGGGACACCGUUACAGCCAAGCGCAACUUGUCGAAGUAUUCGUCUCUGGACACGACGUUCUCUUCGACGCGCGAAGCCAAGUUCGUCAAUAUCCUCAUUGACGCAAUCGAGGCUGGCGAUAUGGAGACGUUCACCGGCGCGGUGUUCGAGUAUGACCAGGUCACGAAGCUCGACAACUGGAAGACCAACAUCUUGUUGAAGAUUAAGAGGGGCAUCCAGGACGAGCCUGGCCUUACUUAGACUGCUGUUGAUGCUCCAUACGAUGCCAUUGAUGCCAGGACAAUCUCGCGAUGUACUCAUAUACUAUCACUAUUACUGGAUUGCGUUUGGAUUGCGCUUUAGUAAGCGAUUGACACCGCAUUACUUGUGACUAUCGUCUCUUAAAUCCUGCGUUACAUAUCGUCUACCACAAGUUGCAUGCGC
Molecule: messenger RNA, 1073 nt
Organism: Rhodofomes roseus
Lineage: Eukaryota; Fungi; Basidiomycota; Agaricomycetes; Polyporales; Fomitopsidaceae
Product: vesicular-fusion protein SEC17
Exons: 4
Coding region: 21-890 (289 amino acids)
Biological process (GO): intracellular protein transport; SNARE complex disassembly
Cellular component (GO): vacuolar membrane; SNARE complex
Molecular function (GO): syntaxin binding; soluble NSF attachment protein activity
Source: RefSeq, a predicted model, not a curated record